AUGUACGCCAAGGGGGGCAAGGGCUCGGCCGUGCCCUCCGACAGCCAGGCCCGCGAGAAGUUGGCGCUGUAUGUGUACGAGUACCUGCUGCACGUCGGUGCCCAGAAGUCAGCCCAGACCUUUCUGUCCGAGAUCCGAUGGGAGAAGAACAUUACGCUGGGGGAGCCCCCAGGCUUCCUGCAUUCCUGGUGGUGCGUGUUCUGGGACUUGUACUGUGCAGCACCUGACCGCAGAGAGGCGUGUGAGCACUCGAAUGAGGCCAAGGCCUUCCAAGACUACAGUGCUGUGGCGGCCCCCAGUCCUGUGAUGGGGAGCAUGGCCCCCAACGAUGCGAUGGCAGCAGGCCCCAUGGCCCCCAGCUUCUUCCAGGGCCCCCCUGGCUCCCAGCAACCCCCCCACAAUCCCAACGCCCCCAUGAUGGGGCCUCAUGUUCAGCCCUUCAUGUCACCGCGGUUCCCAGGGGGCCCCCGGCCCACCCUGCGGAUGCCGAGUCAGCCUCCUGUGGGGCUCCCCGGCUCCCAGCCCCUCCUCCCUGGCGCCAUGGAACCCUCCCCGCGUGCUCAGGGGCAUCCUAGCCUGGGCCCGAUGCAGAGAGUGACACCUCCACGGGGCAUGGCCAACAUUGGACCCCAGAGCUAUGGAGGUGGCAUGCGGCCCCCACCCAACUCCCUCGCCGGCCCGGGCCUGCCCACCAUGAACAUGGGCCCUGGAGUGCGAGGCCCCUGGGCCAGCCCCAGUGGAAACUCGAUUCCCUAUUCCUCCUCCUCCCCCGGCAGCUACACGGGACCCCCAGGAGGAGGUGGGCCCCCUGGAACACCUAUCAUGCCCAGCCCUGGAGACUCCACCAACUCCAGCGAGAACAUGUACACCAUCAUGAACCCCACUGGGCCGGGCGCCAGCAGGGCUAAUUUCCCGCUCGGCCCUGGUCCCGAGGGCCCCAUGGCGGCCAUGAGUGCGAUGGAGCCUCACCACGUGAACGGAUCCCUGGGCUCGGGCGAUAUGGACGGGUUGCCGAAGAGCUCCCCCGGCGCCGUGGCCGGCCUGAGCAACGCCCCGGGCACCCCGCGGGACGACGGCGAGAUGGCGGCCGCCGGGACCUUCCUGCACCCGUUCCCGAGCGAAAGCUACUCGCCCGGGAUGACCAUGAGCGUGUGAUGGGGCAGCAGCCCCUUGCCCACUGCCGGCCUCGGCUUCUGCCCAGUGCCCCUGCCUGGGACCAAGGUCCAGGGCCUGGGGCAGUCUGCUGGGUGAGGGUCUGAGGUCACACCUCGGGCGACUGUACUCCAUCCAGUUCAAGGAUUGGACAGCUGGGAGGCCCCACACGAAGGACUCUCAUUUUAUAAAAAAACAAAAACAAAAAACCAAAAAAAAAAAAAAAAAAAGCAAACACAAGGACCUCAGAGACGUUCUUUCCUGUAUAGGCCCUUCCCGCUAUUUCUAUUUUGUCCCCGGGGGAUUCUUGGGGACCUCCUUUCCCCUGCACAGCAGGGGUGGGCCCCAUCAAUAAAUGUAACUUGGUUUUGGUUUUUGGUA
Enhydra lutris kenyoni (northern sea otter) is the source of this 1533-nucleotide messenger RNA. RefSeq names its product single stranded DNA binding protein 4. Gene Ontology annotation, cellular component: nucleus. Gene Ontology annotation, molecular function: protein binding; single-stranded DNA binding. Gene Ontology annotation, biological process: positive regulation of transcription by RNA polymerase II. NCBI's taxonomy places the organism in Eukaryota, Metazoa, Chordata, Mammalia, Carnivora, Mustelidae. The record is from RefSeq and is a predicted model, not a curated record.